AGGGUCGUGAUCUCCGGAAUGGCGGGCCUCUACCCUGACUCGCAUAAUGUCAAGCAGCUACGCGAUAUUCUUUACAAUAAGAUAAACCCAACGAAAAAUGCUCGUUGGGAGUAUAACCACCCAGAGGUAGCUCACCACACAGGAAAAGUACCGGAGCUGCAAUAUUUCGAUGCGCAGUUCUUCAAAGUGCAUUAUCGCCUCGGAAACUCCAUGGACUGCAUGGCGAGGAAGGUUCUCGAACAAGCAUUCGAUGCUAUUUAUGAUGCAGGUGUGAGCCCUGAGCAACUGUAUGGCUCUAGAAUUGGAGUCUACGUUGGUACUUGCUUCUCAGAAACCGAAAAAUCUUGCUUUUACGUAUCUACCUCGAGAUCAGGGUUUGGUAUAGCAGGAUGCAGUAAAACAAUGUUUGCUAAUCGAAUUUCUUACUGGUUGAACGGUAAGGGACCCUCUAUGUCGGUUGACCAGGCCUGCUGCAGUUCCACUGUCGCCUUAAAUCUGGCUUACCAGGCUAUUAUGCGCGGAGAUGUUGAUUCUGCUAUCGUUGGUGGAGCCAAUCUUUGCUUGCUUCCACAGUCUUCUGUGCAUUAUGGACGAGUUGUACCAACAAGUAAGGAUGGAAAGACAAAAUCAUUUGAUAAGGACGCAAGUGGAUGUACAAGAUCUGAAGCUAUCAAUGUUUUAUUCCUACAAAAGGCAAAAGAUGCACUAAGGAUAUAUGCUGAAGUUAUCCACGUAAAGUCCGAAUUCAACGGUUUAGUUGAAGGUGAAAACGGACCUAGGUAUGGUUUUUACCGGGAUCAAAAUAAGGUUGAGGCGUUUUUGAAAACCUUUUACGCAGAAGCCAAUGUGCCUCCCCAAGCUGUCGAAUACGUGGAAGCAGUUGGUUCUGCUACACCAGAAACAGAUAAAGCAGAAUUAGAGACUAUUGAUAAAGUGUUUUGUGAAAAUCGAGACGAUCCCCUAUUUGUUGGAAGCGUGAUGUCUAACAUUGGUUAUGGAGAGGCAGCCUCUGGAGUGUCUGCUAUAACUAAAGUACUUUUGGGUUAUGAGAAUGGUAAACUUGCAGCUAAUCUAAACUGUGAGAAUCCAAGAAAUGACGUUGAUGCAUUGCGCAAUGGAAAAAUUCGCAUUGUAACUGAGCACCAGUCCUUUGGAAGUGGUUAUGUCGCUGUCAAUGGACUCUCAGUUACUGGUGUUAAUACUCAUGUAUUGUUACGUGGCCUCAAUAAACCAAAGGAUUUAAAUCGUUACAAGAGCAAAAUCCCUCAUCUGGUAACGAUAUCGGGCAGACAACAAUCUGGUGUUGAAAAAAUAUUAGAGGACUUGAAGAGCCGCCCGAUCGAUCCAGAAGAACUUGCCCUUUUUCAUAACAUUCACCAAACUAGAAUCAGCGGGCAUUUAGGAAGAGGAUUCAUAAUAUUAGAUACUGGUAAAAACAAUGAAACAGUAAGCCUUUGCCAAAAAAGUGAUUACUUCGAUGACGCGGUUCGCCCGCUGUGGUUCGUGUAUAGCGGGAUGGGCUCGCAGUGGGCCGGGAUGGGCACGGACCUUAUGCGCAUACCAGUUUUUGCAAAGGCUAUAGAACGCUGUCAAAAAGUGCUUGAGCAGAAGGGCUUGGAUUUAAUUAAUAUAAUCACUUCACAAGACAAGAAAAUGUUUGACAAUAUCUUACAUUCGUUUGUUGGAAUUGCUGCAAUACAAAUUGGACUCACUGAUGUACUUAAAGCAUUGGGAAUUGUACCUGACAAGAUUAUUGGUCACAGUGUUGGUGAGCUAGGAUGCGCGUACGCAGAUGGCUGCCUCACAGCGGAAGAGAUGAUCCUCUCCGCGUAUAGUCGCGGGCUCGUGUCUGUGCAGACUCCGUUUAUACGAGGUUCUAUGGCUGCAGUAGGAAUUGGUUAUCAGCAGAUCUGCAAAAUGUGUCCACCUGAAAUCGAAGUGGCGUGUCACAACAGUUCCGAGUCGUCUACUAUUUCAGGGCCAGCAGAUAUUAUGAAGGAGUUUGUUGAAAGCCUGACCGCUAAGGGCAUAUUUGCUCGGGAAGUCCCGUGUUCCAAUAUUGCGUAUCACUCUAGAUAUAUUGCUGAUGCAGGACCUAGCCUUUUGCAUUACUUGAAUGAAGUUAUAAAGACGCCACGACUGCGCACCGAACGCUGGGUAUCAACAUCCAUUCCUGAAGAACGAUGGGGCGAGCAACUAGCCAAGUACUCCUCAGCAGAAUAUCACACCAAUAAUUUACUUAAUCCAGUUCUAUUCGAGGAGUCAUCUCAACACAUACCAAAAAAUGCAGUGCUUGUAGAAGUAGCACCACAUGGUCUCCUACAAGCAAUUCUGAAACGUUCCUUACCUAACUGUACAAAUAUUCCACUCACUCGCCGUGGUCAUGCGGACAAUGCCAAACAUUUAUUGGAAGCUGUUGGAAAUUUGUACAUGGAAGGAUACAACCCAAAAGUACACGCUCUGUACCCAAAAGUAGAAUUCCCCGUAUCCACUGGAACACCGAUGCUCGGACAUUUGGUGGAAUGGGCGCAUGCGGAAAAAUGGAAUCUACCUAUGUACGUAUCAGCAUACAAAAAGAUGGCAGCGUCCUGCAAUUUUGUUCUAUCCAUUCAUGAUGAUGAACACAGCUAUUUACGUGGACACAUUAUCAAAGGUAAAAACUACUAUCCCUUCUCUGCUGCCCUGGUAGCAGUGUGGGACACUCUAGCGAUGAGUUUGGGGAUGAAGAAGAAGAGUAUAUCGGUUCAGUUUCAAGACGUGCAGUUUCUGGCCCAGCCUUUGUUACACAACAGAAGACAGCUGCGCCUAAGUGUAGCACUACACAAAGGCACUGGAAAGUUUGAAGUUACUAACGAAAUAAUUGCCGUUGCUACUGGGACUAUCCAAAUGAUUGAAAAGGGCGAUAACUAUCGACUGUUCAAGCUUCCAAUUGAACACAAAGAACCACCAUCUCUCCAAAGUGAAGAUAUCUAUAAAUUACUUUAUACCCGCGAUUAUCACUACAGGGAUGAUUUCCGAAGCAUUAAUGCGGUGAACGACUCAUUAACUGAAGCUUCGCUUUACUGGAGAAACAAUUGGGUGACCUUGAUUGAUGGCAUGAUACAAUUAAAUGUAUUACGAGAAUCAAGUACAACUGUGUCUCAACUAGACUCCAUGAGAAAGAUGAAUAUUAAUAUUGACAUACAUAGGAUGCAUACAGACAACAAAGUUCUAACAGCUAAUGUUCUUGAUCUUUAUGAAUGUACUAGAUGUGGUGGAGUCCUUAUAGAAAAUCUAAAUUUUAAAUCUUUGCCUUUGAAUAAAUCAGAAAGUGUUUCCAUCAAACAUUUGAAAUUUGUACCACAUGUUACAAACAAUCAGUUAAAUGAAACCUCUGCACUAUGUGUACUCCUCCAAAUAAUUUCAGAAAAUGUGCAGAAAAACGAAAUUAAUGCGAUUAAAAUGUUAAACAAUUCUUCUUACGGUGGAACAUUUAACUUGCUUAAUGAAUUCUUACACAAAAGAACUGGUAUUACUGUUAAUCUUGUUGAAGACGAACAUACAAAUUCAAUUAAAGAAGAAAGUCUUUUGCAUAACGUCGACGUUAUUUUUGUCAACGACUUAUCUAAUAAUGAAAAGGGGCGCAUCAUGAAUUUAUGUAUAAUAAACAAUGAAUUAGAUGAAGAUCAGUUCAUAGAAGAUUUACCUGAAUCUGACUUGGCCAUUAAUGUGUGGGAUCACGGCAUUUGGGGGGGCAAGUACGUCGUUCCAGGAAAUAAAACGUCACACACGGGCCAGUGCGCUAUGCUACAAAGCUUAAAAAUUGGAGAUAUUGAGUCACUGAGGUGGUUUGAAGUACCUAAAGUUUCUAACUCUGGAAUAAAUGUUCAGGUUCAUUACGCUGGAAUUAAUGAUCAAGAUGUUAAGAGGGCUUUUGGUCUAAUUCCAUUUGGUGAACACCCUACGAACAGUUUUUAUGGAAUGGAUUACAGUGGAGUGACACAAAAUGGUACAAAAGUUAUGGGCUUGAUCAAGGGCGGUUCAGUAAGCAGUCAAAUUAAAGCUAAUCCAAACCUCUUGUGGCCAGUGCCAGAACAUUGGACUCUCGAAGAUGCAGCAACUGUACCUUUGGCAUACUGCAUGGCAUUUUAUGCUUUGAAUACUCAAGGAACAUUCUCACCUGGUAUUAAGGUUUUAAUUCACUGUGGUACCGGUGCUUUAGGGCAAGCUGCUAUAUCCAUAUGUUUAGCCUACAAUUGUGAGGUAAGUUGGAAAUGCGGUGGACCAUAUGGUGUAAUGGUGGAUACCAGUUUAAUAAGCAAUCAUGAGGACUACAAUUUCGGAAUGAGUUACCUAACAGAUGAAAGAUCGUUUAAAAUGAUCAACUUUUCAUCACUAUUUGAUAGUGGAAAUGAACAAGAAAUGAAAAAACUUCAAAUGCAACUAGCUGAAGGUAUAGCUCGGGGCUAUGUGCGUCCUCUAACUCGUGUGGUGUACACUCCUGACGAUGUAUCGAAAGCAUUUAAUUUGGUCGCGACAAGCAGACACCGUGGUCGAGUCCUCAUUGAUAUCCAAAAAGAAAUUUGUAUAGAAGUACCAAGAUUAAAUUGCUCUCCAAAUAAUGCUCACAUAGUACUAUCGGAUAGUGACGUACUAGCAAUGCAACUUGUUGACCGACUAGUCGACCGUGGAAUUCGUAAUUUGAGCGUCAUUUGCGAGGGUCGAUCUGAAAGCUUACUAUAUAAAAUAAGAUUAUGGCGGAAGGCUGGAAUUGAGGUGAAAUUACAAGAAUUCGACGAUAUUUGGCACAAAAAUAGAAUUUUUACUGUUCUGCAAGACUACAAAGAGAAUAACGUAGAAGGAAUAUAUGUUAUCUUUACGAACGAUAGCAAAAUUGACAGAGUAAACAAAUUUUUGGAAGAUUUGGAUUCAAAAACGAGAGAUUUAUGUCCUCAAAUAAGGUAUUUUGCCAUAAUAAGCAGCAAUAAUAUGAUAGGUGAACGGGUAGCAUUAUUAAGGGAAAAACAUGGUAAACCGGCUACUCUCAUUAGACUUCCGUCGCUGCUUAAGAAUGGACAUGAACAACAACAAAUGCCAAUUAGAAGCGCUAUUGAUGCAGUCGAAGAAGCAUUGCUUUCUCAGGAAGCAGUAAGUGAAACACAACUUUUGCCAGUCAGUAACAAAUCUUUGAUUGGUGAAAUUACUAAAUGGGCUGGAAUAAAACUUCCAACAGUAGGAGAUGAGAAUUUAACAUUGACGGAUUUGGGCAUGGAUCUAGCCCGAGCGCAGGGCGUGCAAGCCGGUUUUAAAAACGAGUAUAAUAUAUCCUUCCUUGAAGAUGAAAUAUCAAAACUAACCAUAGAGAGAAUUCGAAAAAUAGAAAAGCUGCUACUUGAAUCAGAGUUUAAAGAUGCUACGGAUUUGGAAACGUUUUAUUCUUACAUUGAUCCAGAUGAACUUCUUGCAACAACUGAAAUGGCAUUCUUGCCCACAUUGACCAACAACAUGUCCAUGCAAGACCAUGAGUUCGACUCAAGUCAAAAGUUCCUGUGUAUUAUUCCCGGGGUGGAAGGACAUUACAAGCGCUUCUCCGAAAUGUGUGAGAGACUAAAACUGUCAGCACUGGUUCUACAACCGAGUCAGGCAAUGGCUAGAAACAAAACAUUGCAAGAAGUUGCUCAAAUUUUGGCAAAGACUCUACUAAAACAGACUGAACUUAAAGAUAACUUCUAUCUACUGGGUUACGAGUCGGGAGCCAUCGUUGCUUUAGAAAUGGCAGCCAUUCUGGAGGAACAUGGUCUGACGGGUAAAGUUUACUGCAUUGGAGGUGCACCUGAAGAAAUUCAAAUGCAAUUCGCCUCGAAACUACAAGAAUUUAAAGACGAGACGUCACUUCAAAAAGCCGUGGGUAGACACAUGGUGAAGCUUAUGUUGGGUCAAAAUAGUGCCUCACUAGAUAAAGCCUUUGAGAUGGCUCUUACUUGGGAGGACAUACUGGACAGCUGUGUUCGUGAUUUGAGAGGACGAGUCAACCAUUCGGCCCAAUAUGCUAGAGAGCUCAUAGAGACAGCUUAUUUGCGUAUAUUACAAGUGAGAAAUUAUUCACCGAAUCUAGAGAAACUACGAUCACAACUUAUUCUGAUGAAACCUAAUGACUGGAUUGCUAAGUUCUCGAGUAAAUCGUCCUUACAGGAUUAUUCUGCGCAACCAAUAAUUGAAUAUGAACUGAAGGCACCUUUAGCUUACGCGGUUCAAGAUCUACUUUGUGCUGGAAUAAUAAAUAGACAUCUUGAUGAAGAUGUAUUAGAAGCAUUUGACAACAAGAAUCUCUGUGACACUUACCUAAUAAAUGCGGAUACUUUUAUGACAACGGUCGAUGGUUAAUUAGUUCUAUGUGGUAAU
Zerene cesonia (dogface butterfly) is the source of this 6381-nucleotide messenger RNA. Its product is annotated as fatty acid synthase-like. Lineage: Eukaryota; Metazoa; Arthropoda; Insecta; Lepidoptera; Pieridae. Gene Ontology annotation, molecular function: fatty acid synthase activity; oxidoreductase activity. The record is from RefSeq and is a predicted model, not a curated record. Gene Ontology annotation, biological process: fatty acid biosynthetic process. The transcript is spliced from 38 exons. The coding region runs from base 19 to 6363 and encodes 2114 amino acids.